AUGACAUUCUUGCCCGAACUACGUGAUAAACUAAAAGAGAAUAACACCGUACCGACUCUCAUCAAACUUACUCAAGCUAGUUUCGAUAAAACUCAAUUUCAUACUUAUCGAGCACUAGCUGCUAUCCUUACGGAUAAUGAUAUCAAACAAUUGGCAAAUCCAGCCCAGAUCACAACUGUAUUUAUCACCUACUUGAAAAAAUCUAUUGAUGGUAUUGGACUAAAGCAGCGUUUAGAAAAUUUGCUGCUCAGUUUGAAAAUUCUUAUACAACAUGAUCAAAUCAAAGAGGAAUUUGUAAAACAAACGGAUGGUAUUCCUCUUCUUGUUCGAUGCGCAACUGAAACUCAGUUUGAUGGUACAAAAGUACAGUUGCGUGCACUCAAAAUUCUCAUGUCAUUAACUUUUAACAAUGAAGCCCAAUUAUUACUCCAAAAAAACAACAGCUUUAUUCAGUAUCUAAAUAUACUGAUCACAUCUUCGAAAGCACCUGAUUUUCAGAAAGUUGCUAAUGGUAUUCUAUGGCGAUUAUUUCCGAAGUAUGAGGCAACUGAAUCCAAAUUUCAAUACGAUGCUAUGAUAUCUUAUUCUCACAAAGACAAAGAAAUAUGUCGCCGAAUUCACGACACUUUGAUUGCUGAUAAUUUUCGUGUAUGGAUUGAUCUCGAGCGAAUGUAUGGUGUAAUGAUGCAAGCAAUGGCUGAUGCCAUUGAACAGUCGCGUUACGUUAUAAUAUGCAUGAGUGAUAAUUACUGCGUAAGUCCCUAUUGCCAAGCCGAAGCUCAAUAUGCAUUUGAAAAACGACGUGGCUUAAUUCCACUACGAGUACAGGCCGGCUACAAACCACAAGGAUGGUUGGCAUUUUUAAUAUCAGGUCGAAUGUAUGUGGAUUUUAUGAAAGUCAAUUUCGAUACUGCCUAUACUCAACUAGUAUCAGAACUCCAUCGAAAUCUAGUCGAUGAGAAAAAAAUUUCAGCGAUUGUUUCGUAUUCAAAUAUGAGUGAAACACCAAUAGUGAGGUAA
Molecule: messenger RNA, 1020 nt
Organism: Rotaria sp. Silwood2
Lineage: Eukaryota; Metazoa; Rotifera; Eurotatoria; Philodinida; Philodinidae
Source: the annotation of a GenBank genome assembly